CGCAGGUCCACAUGGCGGUGAGCGCUGGGUCAGUACGCUGUCAGUACGCGCCCGAGUACCGCCAGACAAUGUAGUGUCGUGUCUCUGUGCCACUUGGAUAUACCUACGUACCGCGAGUGCGUGUGUUGGUGUGCUCACACAGGUCUCAUCCUAUAAACCCUGCCUGUCUUAGAUGGCUGGUACAACAGUAUUUCUACUUCUGCUAGUCUUCGCAGUCCUUGCAACCGCCAAGGAUUAUGUCCUGGAGGACUUGAUUGCUGAGGAGAGCGGGACAAACAACAGGAGAGUCAUCCACAACAUUGGAGAUGAUUUGGACCAGUCAAAAGCCAAGAAAGUUGUCCAGCAAAGCAGAGUAGAAGAUACGAUCCGAACAGUCCAAGAGCCUCUCACAGGUCCGGGGUACAAACAGGAACCUAAUCAAAGUGCUGCUGUCAAGGAUAAGGGUGGGGGAAGAAAAGAAGAAGAUGAUGAAGACAAAAAGACACUGUCACAACAAGUACAAGAAGGAAGAUACAGCUUACUGCAAGAAGAUAUUUUUGCCAAAAUACCAAAGAGGCCGGGGAUAAUAAGCUAUGAAGUAAAUCCUGAAGUUCCAAAGGACAAUGUUAACAACCUUGGUGGCUUAAAACCGGAGGAAAUAUGGUUAGCUGAAAAUCAUUUGCUGAUUUUGGCAGGGGGAAGUUUUGACAAUAAAGAAUCCAAUCAACCCAUUUGGCCUCCAAUUGAUAAUUACAUUGCACCACAACGACAAGUGAAAAUUCCACCGAAUCCCAAAGUGCCACCACCGUUUCCAGUGCAACUUAAACCAGGUGGUCCUAUUGAAUUCAUAAAGAAUGAAAAUGGUACUGGUGGUCCUCCUCCUUUUCUCCCUCCUUUCUUUCCUUUAUCUGAGAAUGCUUCGUUUCCAUUCCCAUCUUCAGAUAAUGGUCCGGGAAACUUAACACCGGGGAACGGACCUUACCUUCCACCUCCGUUCCCCUUUUCCCCACCACUGAACGGAUCUUUCUUCCUUCCACCACCGGGAUUCCUACCACCAAUUCCACCAGGAGCAGCUUUUCUUCCUCCACCAGGAAACCUUACCGAUCAAUUCGACGAAGACGACCCAUCUCUCUAUUAUCCUCCACCUUACGACUUCUACUACCCAAAAGACAACAGUUCUUUAGUGCCGCCCGGACCUUUAGUUCCCGGUAUCGUCCUGCCUCCGCCGCCGGACUUCUUCGCACCAUACAAAAACACAACAGCGUCUAAAGCCAGGAGACCACAGACAAGACCGCCUUUCAAGAGCAAACCGACAACAAGAAAACCUACUAAGCACAAAAAUGUUCAUAUCAUUACUAGUACGGAAGAUCCUUAUAAUGGAGUCAAGAUAAAACCAAGUAUUGGAAAAGUGAACAUACUUACAACACCUCCACCAUUAGUUCGUACAACUUUCACUCCACCACCUGUGACUACCAAUAUCUAUACAAGACCACCAUCUGUCAAAACUACAACUGACAGCUCACUCAAUGAAAUUACAAGACCAACAAUUGUGCAUGCAUUGCCUCCAAAUGCUGUAGUAAAGGGUUGGGUGCCUAUUCCGGCACCACAUCCUUACUAUAUUACAAGUGCCAGAAAACCAUUGAGAAAAGGGACCACCACAACAAUACCACCCGAUUAUAACUCCAUCACACCACCAGAAGACCAAGGAUACGUAUACAACGCUCCUGAUUAUGAACUGUCAAUCAAUAGUUGGCUAUACCCAAACAAAUCAAAAACGUAUGAUCAAGAGCAGCAAUACUUCAAAACCAUCACUCAACCUCCAAAACAAGAUUUUUAUUAUGACGAUUUUUACUCUGACAAAGGUCAGUUCUAUACUUCUACAGAAUCUCCUAUCGGUUAUGAUGACCAAACAAAAUUAAAAUCACUAUUUUACCCGACCAGAUCACCACCUACAACAAUAGUGCCACCUCGCUUGUAUGGCUCAAACGUAGGCAACCGAGGAAAAUCGUUGAAGACAUAUUACUUCUACGAGGAACCACAUAUUUCAGAAGGCCAACUGACUGAUGCAGAAAAUAUACCUCAACAAUACAGAGGUGGAAACUCCCACACCAUAACAGAGGAGGUUUACAUCAACACAGCUGCUAAACAGUCCGUUCAAGGUCGUUUCAAACCCUCUCCCCUGGACUACUUUUAUCCUCAAGACUACAGCAACACCGGUGCACAGCAGACCACAACAGAAUCCCCACUGCAGUAUUACUACGUACCUGAACACACAAAGGAUUUCGAUAGCUACCCUUACCCUCCAUCUGUAGGGAGCACACCUAAACCGAGAACAUCCACCAAACCUCCCGUCUACGAAUACAGUUUUUCAAUUCCUGGAUACGGUUCAUUAGACUCUCCGAAGGUAGGAAUUGCAAAACCCGAAGAAUACCCUGCAAAGUUUGAUUAUCAGACAACGGCUAAGCCGUACAACGAACAACUGUACACGACUUCCACUCCGACUACAACUGCAUCACCUGUCUACAGGAACCAACUCCGUGGCGAGAGCCAAUAUUAUACCACACAGAGACCUUCAAUCCAGUACUACACUACACAGAAACCACAAGUUGAACAAGCCAUACAAACGGAGAAUCCUUAUCACGCUUUCUUCACCCAUCACGAUGCCGGCCUUAUAGAUGACAUAACAAAAAAAUAUUUUACAACUUUCGGGCAGAAACUGAACAAAGAUUCAAUAAGAGGAGAAGCUUUGACCACACCAUUACCACCGGUAGCCAAUGAUCCCGUACAACCGUAUUACACACAGACUUCUCCGAGACCACAGUACUACGAGAACGACAGACCCAGACCGCAGUAUCAACAUUCUCCUCCACUGGCUGUGUCUGGAUUUUACACAACAGCUCCUCCACCCCAGAACUAUCCCCAGAGAGUCAAGUACUCUCGUCCAGUAUACAGUCAAUACUAUGAUCAGCGAUCACAGUCCUCCAUCGUGUCAACACAAAAACCGAUCUCACUCAGCUCAGACAUCUUGGUUAACUUCAAGGAACCUCUUCCUCCAAUAAAUCCGGACGCCGAAUUCAUCGAUACCUCCAAUCCCAGUCUGUCCAAGCCUGAACAGUCAUUCAUCUCCUAUCGGCUGCCAGGUAACGGCGGAGGCCACUUCUUCUUCCUGACACCUCAAGUGGCCCAGCAGAGCCAGCAGUACUCUGACUACGUGUACGACGCCGAGCGCACUGGGACCUACUACAAGCGCAACGUACGGCGGCCCCAAAACCAGCGGAAACGACCCGCCGUAUCACGCACGUCAUGAGACUGAACUACUUUAGCCAAUUUUACAAGUUCUGGAGUAAUUUGUCUUUGAAAAUGAUCUUUUUAAACAUAAUUAAUAGUACUUUCAUACAACUAAAUAUCUUAAGAAUUUUCAAAGAGAAGCUUAAAACAAUUCAAAAAUUAUUACUUAUAUUUUUGAAACCCUGCUUUUAAAAGGGUGUGCUAUGUAACUCUUACUCUAGAGUUGCGAUGAUUUUUUUUUUUAAUAGCAAGACAAACUUACAUACAGGUUAUGUUUAGAACUAAAAUAUGCCAAGUAGCAUAGAGAAAAUCGAAAGAUUUUAAGACUUCAAACACUAAAAGAGAUCAAAUUUAUAUAUAAACUUUUAAUCUAAAAUAAAAAUUGUCAAAUGGAAUAAUUAUUAAGAUUUGCAAUUUUUGGAUGUAUCAAAAAGGAAUUUUCACCUUCUUUCUAGCUUGGUAGAACAGACUCCCAGGGGAAAGAUUCUGUAUUUUCAAUAUACAGUGUCGGUACUUAUCUCAGAAUAAUCGACUGUGGGGUUGAGAGUUUAAAAUGUAAUAACUAAUACAUUGAAAUGAGAUCAUCAACAAAGACAAAUACUGACUAUUGACUAAACAAUGUGGCCAAGUCGUUGUACAGCCUACUUGUGCACAUCAAACUGUGAUAUAGACUGCUAAGUUGUAUUUUGGUGCAAUUAUCAAUGAACUACUUUAUAAAAAUGUGUAAGACUGAAAGUUAUGUUUCAGUUAGGACAAGAUAUUGUGUGACUGUCGAUGUGUAUUUAUGUGUAUCGUGUACAUAAUGUGAACAAUUUUAUGUGUACAUAUUAUGUUAGUUCCUAAAUGAGCAUAAUUUUGUUCAAGAACAUGUCUGCCAUUUCAGGAUACUGAAUCAAAUAUAUUUAUAGACUAGUGUUA
Homalodisca vitripennis (glassy-winged sharpshooter) is the source of this 4185-nucleotide messenger RNA. Its product is annotated as extensin-2-like. The transcript is spliced from 3 exons. NCBI's taxonomy places the organism in Eukaryota, Metazoa, Arthropoda, Insecta, Hemiptera, Cicadellidae. The record is from RefSeq and is a predicted model, not a curated record. Bases 173 to 3286 code for a protein of 1037 amino acids.